Messenger RNA from Ornithodoros turicata, 5317 nucleotides. RefSeq lists its product as uncharacterized. Gene Ontology annotation, biological process: DNA replication. The transcript is spliced from 5 exons. Bases 142 to 3999 code for a protein of 1285 amino acids. Gene Ontology annotation, molecular function: DNA-directed DNA polymerase activity; nucleotide binding; DNA binding. Lineage: Eukaryota; Metazoa; Arthropoda; Arachnida; Ixodida; Argasidae. The record is from RefSeq and is a predicted model, not a curated record.
GGGGCAUUCAUCCACGACGUGAGUCGUUUCGUGGACCAAAAUGAACCAAUAGCCGCUGUCACCGCAUGACACUGAACACAGGAACUCAUCCCAUCCUCUCUCAUCAUCAUCAAUCUCAAGCGUUCCUCAACUGAAGGGAAAAUGCCGCGCUGUCUCGUAUGUCAGUACGACCCCAUCGACGCCAUGCUCGUGGCCGUAGAAAGAGAGCACGAAGCUAGAAUAGAGAAUCUCGGUAAUAGCCCAGUCGUCCUUUCAGAUGACGACGACAACAGAGUCAGUAGUCCGCCUUUCGUAAUACCUGAAACGGACGACGACGAAUCCCUAGAUGGACAUGACAAUGCAGACGAAUUGCUCAUGUGGGAAGGGGAUCAGUCGUAUGCAGAUUUCAUUCCUCUGUCUGGUAGGGUUCGAGAUGAAUCACCAGAUGCAAGCCCAGAAUUUCGAAACGACGCUGAGCCUGUCCAGGGUCGUAGAAUCGUUGAAUUGAGAGAACACGUCGUAGAGAAUCAUCCCUCCGUCACGGAGAGACGAUUCCUUCCUUUCUUUGUCACAGAUGAGGCAUUUGACGGAACGGCUACUAGGUACACGCUUCUCUGUUCCCCGCACGACGACAACGUCGACGAUUUGCGACUCUAUCUACCGAGCAUAGCUCCAGUAAUCACGCGCGUCCUCGAAGCAUAUCCCAUGCCUUUCAAAUUUUGUCUGUGCUCGAAAGCGCUCAUGGUUAAGGACGGAGCCGACGGGUUGACUUCUCAUCUCCUUCACGUGAACCUUCACAUGAGAGUGGUUCAUAACCGUCAAGAAAUCGAAGGCGCGAUAAAUGCUGCUAUCGCAGAAUCCUCGCAACGCGUAGAAAACUAUGCGAGAGAAGGGUCUGGUUUCACCUCGAACGACGUCCAAUGUGUCGACUUAAAACUAACGCGUUUGAAACCGAAGCGGAUUGGGUGCACGAUCGAGCUUCCCGAAAUGUUGAAGAAAAAAACAAAGACUCUCACAAACGUCAAACUUCCACCGAAUCACGAAAACGAGUGUUUCAAGUACAGCGUGCUGGCACUCUUGCAUCCGUUGAGGAGCAAACCAAACCUUCAUGUUAGAUACCACAAAUACAUGAAUCCUUCGAAUCCGGAGACGCGCGUAACGUACUGGCCACCCUGCUUCCCAGUCACUUACGAAGACAUUGCCCUGUGGGAGAGAAAAAACAAAAUCUCCGUGUACAUCUACGUGUUCGACGAGCAGACGAGUUCGAUAUCUACCGGACGGGUUCCCUGCACGCUCUAUCAGGACAAAGUCCACCUGCUCGAGGUUAGGGAGCAUUUCUAUGGGAUCCGAAAAUUUAGCACUUUCAUGGGGCGAGGUGACUAUUUUUAUUGCGAGAAAUGCACGAGCGGUUAUAGGACGAGAGGGGCGUUGGAGCAGCACGAACGUUUGUGUCGAGACGUAAACGAAGUAAUUCUCGAAAUGCCAAAAGCGGGGGAGAGCGUUUCCUUCACCAAGAUACAGUACAUGCAUCCCUAUCCCUAUUUCGCGGUGUUGGACACGGAAAGCAUGCUGGAAAAGGACGCGCUCGUUAAGGACGCCUCGAGUGUGCACAGGAUGAGCUCGUAUAGCAUUGUGCUAGUGAGAAGUUGUGAUGGGAAAAUAAUGGACGUAGAUGGCUAUUUGGGACCCAACGCGGCAGAAAAAUGCUUGCUCUCGCUCAAGCGAUUUAGCGAACAAAUCGAUAGGCUGAACCGUCUUCCCUCACCGUUGGUCAUGAGUAUGGAAGACCACUUUCGGCACGCGAGCGCUACGCACUGCGAAUUUUGUGGAAUCGAAUUUAACCGACAUACGCGGAAGGUGUCGCAUCACGACCACACCCGUUUCGUAGACCCCGGUUCCUCGAAUUUUGUCGCGACGCUGUGUGAUACGUGUAACCUUACGUGUCGUAACACCAAAGAACUCGUCGUGUGCGUGCACAACCUGCAGUACGAUUUGAGCUCCCUUCUCCGCCACAUGCACGUUCUAAAUCUGGGCGAACCGUGGAUCUUAGCUUCGAGCUCGGAAAAGAUAAGAGGGUUCAAUAUUGGAGAUCUCCAUUUCCGCGAUACCACGCAGUUUUUCAACCUGUCCUUGUCGAACCUGGUGGAAACCCUUCUCGCCAGCGGUGGCGAGAGUGCGUUUCAUUGUACCCGUCAAAUGUUUGGUGACCGUUUCCGACGGCUUCUCAAGAAGGGAAUUUACCCGUACACCUUCGUCGGCAGUUUCGAAGCGUACAAUUUGCCCGCACUACCGCCAAAGGAAGCUUUCAAAAGUGACCUGAACGAUGAAGAGAUCACGGACGAGGACUAUCAGUACGCCCUCGAGAUUUUCGAAUUGUUCAAAUGCAAGAACCUAGGAGAUUACACGCGUCUCUACGUCACGCUCGACGCCUGUCAGCUCUGCGACGUCGUACUGUAUUUCAGGAAGAUUGCGCUAGAGACGGAUGGGAUGGAUAUCUUACGUGCCAUGUCCCUCGCCAGUUACGCGUGGAGCAGCGCUCUGAAGCUCACCAAUGUCAAACUCGAGCUCAUAAGCGACCAAGAGAUGUACGAAACGAUCGAGAAGGGAAUCAGGGGAGGCAUUUGUAACAGCUUCCACAGAUACUGUCGGGCUAAUCACGAGGGGUGCGACGAUUACGAUCCCCAGCAAGAAAAGACUUUUAUCCAGUACCUCGACGUGAACAGUUUGUACCCGUACGCGAUGACUUUCCAUCUCCCAACAGGAGGUUUUGAGUGGGUCGAUCCUUCGAGGUGGAGCGAGAUCGAUUUUCUCAACAUUCCUCACGAUUCGGAAGUGGGUUACGUCUACGUAGUAGACUUGUCGUAUCCCGAAGAACUGCACGCGCUCACCAGGGAUUUUCCCCUGGCACCCGAACACAGGUACGUGGACGAGAACGAACUGUCCCCCUACCAACACCACCUGAAAGAUGCGUUGUCGCUGAACGCCCCUCCCACCAAGAAACUCUUGCUGACGUGCCACGACAAAGAACGCUAUGUCGUUCAUUAUGCAUUGCUCGCUCUGUACGUGAGGCUGGGCAUGAAAAUAAAACGUGUUCACAACAUCCUCUCGUUCCACCAAGACAACUUUUUGCGAACCUUCGUGCAGAGAAACGUCGCGUUGAGGAAUGCCGCGACCACGAAAUUUGAGCGACUUCUGUACAAAACCAUGUCGAACAGCACGUUCGGUAAGUCGAUACAAAAUGUGAGACGCAUGAAAAGGUACGCUAUAGCCUACGACAAAGAAAGCGCGCUCCGAAAAGCUAGCUCCGUCGACAGUCAGCAUUUUCACAUUCUGAGUGAUAAGUGCAUCUUAUACGAGAUGAAGCAACGCCGCAUCAAAUGCACGCACCCCCUUUACGUGGGCUUUGCCAUUCUUGAAAUAUCCAAAGUCCGAAUGUACAGCUUCAUCUACGAGUCGCUCUUUUCUCGCUUGACAUGUCCAGUGCAAUUGAUCUAUAGCGACACGGACAGCAUAAUUUUUUCUCUCACGUGUGAAAGCCUGGAAGAGCAGCUGAUGAAGAUUGAGAGUGAGUUAGAUCUAUCUUCCUAUCCGCCGGACCACCCACUUUUCAACGACGAGCACGCGAACCAGAUGGGGUUCUUCAAAGACGAGACGGGGGGUGGAGUUAUUCAGGAAGUCGUAGCCAUCCGAGCGAAAAUGUACAGCAUUCUCUUGGCUGGGUCACACAAACAGAUCGCGAGAGCGAAAGGAGUUAAGAAGGGCGUGGUGAGGAAACAUUUAUUGCACGAAGUGUACCGAGAUUCUCUGUUCAAUGAAAAGGCGGUCUCUCAGAAGCAGUGCACCAUCCAGAGUAUAAAGCAAACGAUGUACACCAUUUCGAGACUCAAGAAGAGCUUGGUCCCCUACGACGACAAGCGCUAUCUCGUGGAUGCCGUACACUCCUUCCCUUAUGGGAGCUGCGAAUACGCAACGGAAAACCCGGAAGAGAGCCCGAGAGCGUCGUCGUCAGGCAUCGAGUAACCGCGGAACAAAGAGCUGCACGCGCAUGUAAUCGAGAAUAAAAGUUCUAGUCGAGACAUGCUUCUCUCUCUCUCUCUCGCAGACAGGAGAAGUACGGGUCAUCGUGGCAGUGUGGUAGCGGAAUGGGUGUACGAAAAGAAUUACCAUUCCGUCAUCGUGCUGGUGCAGUGACCCGCGCAAUGACGACGCUGCGAUGAAGAUACCCCAUAUCCUUUCUCUUGAGGCAAGUCAGGGAGGGUGCAGGCAUCUAUCGACCAAGUCCUUUGUAUGUAUUCAAUAAAGAUGUUUCAGUGAAAGAGCACACAGAGUCUCGUCAAAGUUAUUCGGACUGUUUAAUGCGUUGCAUGUCAAUAACCAAGCGGUAUUUCAAUAAAUCAGUGACAAAGUUGGCGAUGUAGACUGCUUGCAAAUGUCGCUGCUUCCGUAGAGCGUGCUUAAUAUGAGCGAUGGCACGAGCGAGAAGGUCCACGAUGUCUGCAGCGAUGUAGUUGAAUUCUGCGUUGGACAAGCUCACAAAUUCGCUCAUUAGUCCCAGGGGUCCGUCCGGAACCGUUAUGCAGACGUUCUUGUAACGGGCGUAAAUUCGACGCACCAUCUCCUGCAGCGGCCCCGGCGAGAUCUCUCCUAUAUUGCCAAAGCCUACCAUGUCUAUCACGUAGCGAAAAGCAGUGAUGACGAGCUCGUUGCGGGGACUUUCGCCGUUGAAACAUUCCUUCUCCACUUCUUCCCAAGAAGCGUGGGUGCGGGAACAAUUUUGUAAAGAGUGGUAGCUGAACAUCUUCACGUAGUGAUGACGCGAGCGCGGUGCGCCCUGCCUUUAUAGAGAUAAACGCGCGCGCGCGCAAAGAACGGAGAAUGAAAGCGAAACUGAAAAGCCACCCGUCGCCGCUAGGAGCGCGCGCGCAGCAGCAGAGAGCCGAAACCGAAAACACCCGCGGCCGGCGCAGGGGGCGCUAGGAGCGCGCGCGCGCGCAUGCGCGGACGGGUGGAGCAGAGGGCGCGCGCGCGUCGCCUCUCUCAGUUUCUCUCGGACCGUCGCGGAAGACGGACGUGCGCUCCGCGCGCUCGCUCAGUUGCUGGCUGGAUCUCGUAGGGAGCAGACGUGUUGUUCUCCGCGCUCGCUCAGUUUCUGCCUGGAAGUUGCCGCGGGGGAAAAGAGCUAUGAUGGUGGCGCCAUCUGGUGUGAUGCCUUGCAACUAAGUGGCCACCUGUCGUCGAUCUCUGCAACUACCCGACGUCAACAAGCACUGGUCACCCCGGAGCCGUUUCUUCGCCGCGGCAUCGUUGAUUUUCGAAUAAAUUGUUUCUCUCCACUCUA